This is a messenger RNA of Cydia splendana, 5612 nucleotides long. It is a transcript of the gene Pde8, whose product is annotated as high affinity cAMP-specific and IBMX-insensitive 3',5'-cyclic phosphodiesterase 8. Gene Ontology annotation, biological process: positive regulation of ERK1 and ERK2 cascade; signal transduction. The transcript is spliced from 18 exons. NCBI's taxonomy places the organism in Eukaryota, Metazoa, Arthropoda, Insecta, Lepidoptera, Tortricidae. Gene Ontology annotation, molecular function: 3',5'-cyclic-nucleotide phosphodiesterase activity. The record is from RefSeq and is a predicted model, not a curated record. The coding region runs from base 632 to 3175 and encodes 847 amino acids.
CAUAAAAGUGAAAUCGCGACACUAUACGGAAUCUGCUGAGGUUCUAAACUCUCGUCACAUAUUCCCCUUUUGCCUAUUAUGCAUAACAAGCAGUGUCGCAAACAGUCGCUUCCAGCACACGGCGAUCUCACAGACGUACUCGUACGCUCGUCCUACAUUCACCCCCCUUCUUCGAUCAAGUGUCUCGACUUGACGACCAUUACCUAACCGGCCGCUCUACAAACUCCUCGCUAUAACAACAAACCUACCAAUCACCGAAAUGACACACAGCUCUUAAUACGUGAACACUAAGGUCAAACAUCCCGUGAAAGUAAAUUUUGAAAUGGCAAUAUUAAACUUGCCUUGUCAAUCUGUUUACACUCGCUUGACGAUCGUCAUUUAAUUAAUUCAAUACUCGAAUGCACUCUGUCAUAUAUGGAAGUUAGUUUUGUUUUAAAACGUUUAUUUUAUAAUCGCGCGUGUAAUUUGCCCAACUGCCAGCAUUCAAAAAAUAGUCUGUGAGGUAUUUAACGUAACAUUACCCGUUCUGUUUUUGAAGUUGUUGGUGUAAUGUGAAACGAGUUGCCAAAAUACUGGCAUGAUAGAAAGUGAAACUUAUGAAGUGAAAUGAAUGUGAAUAUGUGAAUGGAAAAUGCUGGCUGGUGAGGAGACCAGCAUCGACAUAGUGCAGCGAUGGUUGAUGCGACGAAGGAGCAGCGAUGACACGGAGACAGGCAGCUCGAGCGGGUCGCCGGGCGCGCGCGCCGGCCGGCGGUCCUCACUGGCGCUCACGCCCGAGGACGAGCCCCUAGUCGACGUCACCAACAGGUCGCCGCCGCCCGCGCACAUCCCUACUGCCCUGCUCUACGCGCCGCCGGAGCCUCUCGAGCUGCUAUGCGUGUUCCCGGACCGUGCCUCCCGCGUAUGCGCAGCCGCGUGCGCAGCGGCGGCGCGCUCCGGCGGCGAGGCGCGCGCGGUGCGCACGGCGCGCGAGGCGAUCGACGCGCUGCGGCGCGACGGCGACGCGCGGCUGCCGCAUGUCGCCGUGGUUGACGCGCGGCAACCGCAGGCGCUUGAUGCUGCGAAUCUCGCCAGAACAAUACGACAAGCCAAGAACACUCAGCACAUAAUUCUCAUAGCAGUUGUCAAGAAAAGCGCCUACCUGAAAGAUGACUUCGCUACACUGCCUUAUCUGGAAGUGGGUUUCAAUAGGGUGAUGGUGGAGACAGUGGGCGCGACGGCGUGGUGCGCGGAGGUGCUGCAGGCGCGAGCCGCAGCGGCGGCGGCACGCUCUCAGAUCGCCGCCAUCGCCGCGCUGGCCGCCGCCGCCGACCGCUGCCGCGACCUCGUCGCCGUCACCGACGACCAGCAGAGGAUAUUGGUGACAAACAAAGCCUGGUGCCGAGUGCUUGGCUGGCGGGCCGAGGACGGAGCGCGGCUCUCAGAUUCGGCGGGUGGCGAGGCUAUGAGACUGGCUGCUAGCGGCGCGCGCGAGUGGGAGGCACCGGUCACGUUGCGUCGGCGCGGCGCUCCAGAUCCGCUGCUGCUGCCAUGCCGAGGUGCUUCUAUAGCCUUGAACAGGAGCACAUCUCACCUCGUGCUGGUGUGUGAGCCUGGCAAUGCCACCGAGGCCGGUGCGGCGCGCGGCUCUCUCCACUCGAUCCGGCGCGGUUCGCUGGACGUGCGCUCCGUGGCCUCUGACGGGCUACGGCGGACUUCGCUCGCCAAACUACAGGGCCUGCCACUUGAAGCUCCUAUCACUAAGGUGAUAUCCCUCCUAUCCACGGCCACAGAUGGCGCCCCUCCAUCCACGAUAGCUUGCAUCGAGCGCGCCGUGGACAUGCUUAGAACCUCCGAGCUCUACUCUCCACAAAUGAAAGAUGAGCCCAAACUGCGAGUCGAAGAUCCCAUCGCUACUGAUCUUAUUGGCGCAUUGCUGUCGCGGGAGCAAGUGAACACAAAUCUAUUUUAUAUGCAAGGACCAUCAAACGUGUUAUCGUCGCGGCGAAGCAGCAACGAUUCUACCGUCGUGCGUUCUCAGAACAAUAGGACAAACAUCAAGCAUAAGACGUCAGGGCAACUCCGAGAACUUCUUGAUACAGCGCUGAACUGGGACUUCGAGAUCUUCCGACUCGAAGAGCUAACACGCGGACGGCCGCUGGCUCAUCUCGGUCUAGCCCUCAUGGGAGGUCGCUUUGAUGUGUGUUCGGCUCUCGAGUGUGACGAGCGCACACUGCUGCACUGGCUGACUGUUAUAGAGACCAAUUACCACGCCGUCAAUACGUACCACAACUCGACUCACGCCGCUGAUGUUCUUCAGGCAGUAGCAUACUUCCUCGAGAAGGACCGCCUGAAGACAGUGCUAGAACCCAUCGAGGCGGCAGCUGCCCUCAUCUCCGCAGCAGCCCACGACGUGGACCACCCCGGCACCACGUCCACCUUCCUCUGCAACUCACGGCACCCACUCUCCAUCCUGUACAACGAUAUCAGCGUGCUGGAGUCGCACCAUGCGGCGCUCACCUUCAAGCUCACUCUUAAUGACGACCGCGUGAACAUAUUCAAGAAUCUCGACCGCGACACGUACAAGACGGUGCGGCACAACGUCGUGGACAUGAUCCUGGCCACGGAGAUGACGCGUCACUACGAGCACCUCGCCAAGUUCGUCAACGUGUUCUACGCCAAGGGCAACGUGGGGGGCAGCAAGGAGGACAACAUGAAUACUGAUGUGGAUCCUCCCUCGCUGGACCCGGGAGCCUUCACUCAGCCGGAGAACGUGGUGCUGGUGAAACGCAUGAUGAUUAAAUGCGCCGACGUGUCCAACGCUUCGCGGCCGCAAAAGUUUGCCUUUGAGUGGGCUAGAAGAAUUGCGGAGGAGUACUUCCUACAAACAGACGAGGAGAAGGCUAAAGACCUGCCAGUGGUGAUGCCGAUGUUCGACCGAGCAACGUGCUCGAUCCCGCGCUCGCAGAUCGGUUUCAUUGACUACAUCAUUAAGGACAUGAUGGAUGCCUGGGCCGUAUUCAUCGACAUGCCGGAGCUGGUGACGCACGCGAAGCAGAACCACGCGCGCUGGAAGGAGCUGGACGAGGCGGGCGUCACCACCAUCGCCGACGUGCGCCGCGCCCAGCGCGCCGCCGCCCCGUCCGUCACCGCCGCCGCCGCGCUGCCCGCCCCGGACUCCACCGUCGAGGAGUAACCGAGAGGUCAACGGCCGACACACUUCUGAACACUGGAUGAUUCUCGUUCGAAAAUAAAUUCUAAUUUGUCUGUCAUCUGAUUCGCUAGGGGGUGUUCCCUGUGCAACUAAUUUCGUAUCGAGUAGCGACACGAUUCUCUCGAAAACUCAUUGAAACGCCUAAAGAUCGCGUCAGUAUCGCGUCAUGUGCGGUGAAAGAGUUGGCGUAUCGACUUAUCGAGACAUCGAGUGUAUUCUAUGCUGUGCUGCUACAGAAUUGUACAAGUAGUGAUCCGCCAGAUACAACUUUUAGAAAGCUUUAAAAGUCCUUCGGAUUUUAAAUAAAUAUCUGUAACAGUGUUUUAAACAAUGUCUGCUGUGGUACCAGUUUCAUGCCUAGUAUGACGUCAAAUAGGUGUGUGUUGCAUCGAAUAUCAAAAGUUAAAGAACUCUUUUACAUCUGAUAGACUGGGCAACACUGAAUGAGAACUUUGGUUCAUUGUGAACGUAGUACCUAAUCGCUCACUUAAAUACAUGCAUUGAGAUUCAAAUAUUGACAUAGGUAAAUAAGCAUUUUCUAAGAACUAAAACGGCUUUUAUGUAUAUUAAUAUUCAUCAGGCGUGAGGAUAAUGGGAAAGUACCUUGUCCCUUUUAAAGGAACAGAUGAUUCAGCGAUAAACUCGCACUGAAAUAAAUUUGAAAAUAAUCAAGUAAAAUAUAACAACAACUAAAUGGUUUAUAAAAACUUGGGUAGGUUCCUACAUCUACUAUUAGUACCUAGGUAUGGUCGUCUCUACUCGGAAACCUAGAAAAAAGAUAAAUUACUAAAGGAAUCAAUUUCGACAAUCGACAGCAAAAAUAAAUCUCGAUUUUACUAAAAUCUACGCAAAUGCAACAAUUACGGGUGUAACACGGAAUUCUGAAGAUCUAUAAAAUUUAUAUAAUGUUCUUGUGAACAUGUAGUGCCUAACUGAAGAAUUUGAUGUGGCACUUAUAAGGCCAGAAACGAUACCAAGUAAAAUAUACUUUACUUGUAUAUGAAUAGGGUUGAUAGUCCAACAACGUUCUGUUGUCUGGAUUAAAUUUGGAGUGUUCGCGAAAAGACUGGGCGUCUAAGACUACCCGCAGUUGCAUGCUGACCGAUUACUUUUUCAAUUUUAAACUUCUCUUUAUCGUAAUUUUGGAAUUCAUACUUUAUUAUGUAAGAAGCAAGGUUGCUUUUGCACCGGUACCAAUUAGGAAAGAAGUUGAUAAGGUAAUCGGUGUGCGCAUAAACAACAGGUAAAUCUGAAAUGGAACAUAGAUAGACGAACGACGCCUAACGGACGUGUCCGAAAAUACGCUUAUUUUAUACUUAUAUCCAUGUUAGUGUGAAUAUCAUUGAUAUAAUAGUUAAUCUACUUUUUUAAGUAGCCAUAUUUAUUAGGUAAUAUUGAAUCCAAAAUAUUUACUAUAUUUAUACCCCAUCAUACCAAAACUGAUUUUCAUUAUUCUACUAUAGAUGUUAAUAAUUGGCAUAAUCUUUAAUAGGUACAAAUAUUAUUUAUGGUGACGAAGUUUAGUAGCCUUCUACUAUUCGUCGUGUACUUAGCUACUUUUAUUGUAUGUUUUAGAGUAAUCCGUGAUAAAGGUGCCAUAUAGAACAUUGGCCAAUCGUAUCCACUGAUCAUUCUAUCCCUCAUAUUUCACUGCAUCCCAUGACAGUAUAUCCAUUUAGUUUUAAUAUAUUAAAACUUCUGCCAAACCAUUCUCUAACUAUUGACUGUCACUUUAUAGUAUGAAAAUUGAAAACAUUGGUCCAUUUUAUACACUUGAGCUUUCAGAGAAUUCCUAUUUUUAUAAACUUUUUAUAGUAUUUCUAAAUUUUCGGAUUCAUAUCAAUCUUAAUAGGACUUUUUGAGUAUUUUAUUCUACUUCCAAAUUUUCCAUCCAAUUUAAGUUUUCGGUUUUUUCACUCCUGAAAAUGUCUAUAUUUUCAACCGACUGUACUUUAUAUACCAGUGGUGAGGUGUUAUUAUAUCCUUUCGAGGCGGUUUUGCGUAUGUUAAUUAGAUACAGCAUGUUGUGAUAGGUAAGGACACAAGUUAUUGAAUAAGCCUAAUCCUCCGGAAAUAAUUUUGAGACCUCGCCACUGUUAAACCUACAACGCUAAUCUAGCCUUUACUUUCUGUUGUGUAUUUGGACGAGUAAACAUUGUCAAAAAAACGAUCUUUGCAAUAAUUUCACGGUUGAAAAUUGUCAAGUGAAGAUCUUUCAGGGCUUGCAUCUAAGCAUGGAACGUAGAAAUAAUUAAGUAAUUGUUUUGCUUUGACAUGGUUUUAGUUAACUAUCUUAACCUUUUAUUGAUUAAAGGCAACUGACUUCCCGUCAAACAAAAAUAGAUUACAUAAUAUAUUGUCAGAAUGACGCUUUAAAAUCCAAUGUUCUAAUUGAAUCACUCAAGUCAGACAACUCCAG